Messenger RNA from Mercurialis annua (annual mercury), 510 nucleotides. RefSeq names its product mitochondrial import receptor subunit TOM5 homolog. The transcript has 2 exons. Gene Ontology annotation, cellular component: mitochondrial outer membrane translocase complex; mitochondrion. The coding region runs from base 83 to 247 and encodes 54 amino acids. Lineage: Eukaryota; Viridiplantae; Streptophyta; Magnoliopsida; Malpighiales; Euphorbiaceae. The record is from RefSeq and is a predicted model, not a curated record.
AAUUCCAGUCUGUUGCUUCGCCAAGAAAAACCCUCUUUUUUUUCUUUCGUCUAAAACCCUAACACUUCGCACAGUUAAUCAAAUGGCUGAUUCAAUUCUUUCCGUAGAAAAGCUCAAAGCUUUGUUGAACUCCCAAAUUCAUGAUGAAGAGAAGUGGGCCCUCAAUAUGAAAUUGCUCCGUGCCGCUGGACUCUUUGCUGGUUCCAUCUUCCUGAUGCGAAAUUAUGGCGAUCUCAUGGCAAUAUAAGAGCAAUGAACAGUCACGUCAUUGUGGAGGCGGCUCGUAUCUCCUAGUACUUUAGCAACAUUUAGGUUUUAGCUGUUGUUUUUUUGGUAUUGGUCUCUCUGAGAAUUACAACAAACAGAUCACCAAAUUUAAUUUAUGAGGCCAUGUUUUCUUUAUGAAAUGUAAUGCUAUGAUUCUUUUUCAUGUUGCUCCAUUUCACUACUCUAAUGAAGCCUCCCAUUCAAGGCUUAAGCUAAAGCUUUGUAAUGAAUUUUUUUCGGUUA